Molecule: messenger RNA, 1224 nt
Organism: Coffea eugenioides
Lineage: Eukaryota; Viridiplantae; Streptophyta; Magnoliopsida; Gentianales; Rubiaceae
Product: N-acylphosphatidylethanolamine synthase
Exons: 5
Coding region: 121-966 (281 amino acids)
Biological process (GO): phospholipid metabolic process
Source: RefSeq, a predicted model, not a curated record
UAGGAGUAUAAGAAUUGGAAUGGGAGCAGAAAAUUCAAACUUGAGCGAGCAGGUUGAGAAAAAGUCCUUUUUGGGUUUCAAUUCACAGUUCCCACUGGCGGUGGUGGUGGCGGAAGAAAGAUGGUGGGGAGGAAGAUGGAAUGGGCGGCGAGAGGGAACCACCUAAGAGGGAUACCAAGAAAAGCUAUUUUCAUGGCGGUCGGCGCUUUUGCAAAAGCGGUAGCCAAUUUGCUCAACACCACCACCGUCCAUAAUGCCGAGACCCUCAUUCACCUUGUCCGAUCCCGCCCUCCUGGCGUCCCUCUCCUCACCGUCAGCAAUCACAUGUCCACGUUGGAUGACCCUGUCAUGUGGGGUUUCAAAGGUUUCCCCAUUACUGAUGCAAGAAUUGGACGCUGGGUACUAGCAGCUGAAGAUAUAUGCUUUAAAAAUACGGUGCUGUCAUAUUUUUUCCGACUUGGGAAAUGCAUACCUAUAACAAGAGGAGGAGGAAUCUAUCAGGAACAUAUGAAUGAAGCUCUUGAUCGCUUGAGGGAUGGAGCUUGGUUACAUACAUUUCCAGAAGGCAAAGUGUGUCAAGAAGAAGCACCAAUAAGAAGGUUAAAAUGGGGAACUGCCAGUCUCAUUGCUCGUGCUCCUGUAACUCCAAUAGUUCUGCCAAUUUUUCAUCAUGGUUUGCAAAAGGUGAUGCCUGAAAAUUAUAUGUUUGGAAGAAGACCUCUUUUACCGUUAUGGAAUAGGAAUAUCAACAUUGUCAUUGGUGAGCCAAUAGAAUUUGACUUGCCUAAGCUGAAGCAGACGGCAUUGUAUCGGUCUAAGGAUUCAAGUCAUUCUGGUGCCAGGUGGCCCAUUCUGAAACCGUGUGGACUGGAUGAGGCAGCACAAAGAUGGCUUUACACAUCCAUAUCAGAGCGAAUUCGGACUGUGAUGGAGAGAUUGCAAAGUUUGGGAAAGUUGAAGUGCUGAUCUAAAGUUCAAAGAACUGAACUUGACAGUGUGGUUUUGAGUCAUGGCGCACUCAACUUCCUAUUUUUAAAUCUUGUGCAUUUUUGGCAGGCUUUUUACACUCCCUCUUGUUUGUUGAAGAUUAAUGUCUUAGGUCUAGAAUGAAUUUUUCUGCCCAUUGACGAUUGGUGUUGAUUAACUCUGUAGUUGCGCUUUCAAGUGGAGAGUGUAUUAGUUGCAAAUCUUGCAGGUUGCCAUUUACAGUUUAUGCCGGACUUC